Molecule: messenger RNA, 4273 nt
Organism: Rhodamnia argentea
Lineage: Eukaryota; Viridiplantae; Streptophyta; Magnoliopsida; Myrtales; Myrtaceae
Exons: 7
Coding region: 105-3731 (1208 amino acids)
Biological process (GO): nuclear-transcribed mRNA catabolic process, nonsense-mediated decay
Source: RefSeq, a predicted model, not a curated record
AACUCGAAGUGAAGACUGCCAUGGACAGUCGUCGUAGUCGUCGCUCGCUCCUCUUCUUCCCCUAGUCCGAUGACGUUCUCGGCUCUGGACGCUAGCUACCUCCGAUGACCACGCGCCACGCGCCUCCCGUGCGGGUCCUGACCCGCCCCCCUCUCGCUCCGCCUCCGGCCCCCGCUCCGCCUCCCCCCUCGGAUCCUCCUCCGCCCUCCUCGCCCGCUCCUUCUCGGGGCAUCGUGGUGGUCGGUUUCAUCGCUCGGAGCGCCGACUUCUCGGCGCAACUCCUUAACAAGGUCCUCGAUCUCAACGCCUUCGGCUCGGGCGGUGUCGACCAGGUGCUCCGCCUCGACGGCGACGAAGCGAAGGAAUGGUUCAGGUGCAGGAGGGUCAGCUAUUACUACGACGAGGAGAGAGGCGUCCUCUACUUGCAGUUCUGCUCGACGAGCUGCCCGGCGGCUCACCCGCCCUCCGAGGCCGCGUCGGGGUUCGAUUCAUUCGUGGAGGAGCGCGAGUUCGGGGACCUUCAGGGAUUGCUUUUCAUGUUCUCUGUUUGCCAUCUAAUCGUACAUCUUCAAGAAGGAUCACAUCUUGAUACCCAAACUUUGAAAAGUUUUCGUAUACUUCAAGCAGCUAAGCAGGCUUUAGCCCCAUUUGUGAGGUCCAAAACUAUGCCAAUGCUGCCAUCCAGACCUCAAUCUUCCUCAUCUUUACGACAUACCGUGUCAUCAGCCUCUAUUCACAACGUUUCCCCAGGUAGAAGUCGUAAUAUGAAUCGUAAUGCAUCUGCUAUAUCACUUAUGUCCGGUUUAGGUUCAUCCACAUCUUUGUUUCCCGGGCAGUGUACUCCUGUCAUACUCUUCGUCUUUGUUGAUGAUUACUUGGAGGUGGCACAUGCAAGCUCGCAUGUGGAGGAGGCUGCAGAAACCUCCUCAGUUAAUGCCAGUGCUAAUUUAAGCAGUUCCUCUAGAUCAUCAGCCUUGCCUACAAAAGCUCCUGGUUCUGUAGUUGUGCUAGCACGCCCUAUUAGUAAGUCUGAAGGUGGUUUCAAGAAGAGGCUACAGUCAUCUCUCGAAGCGCAGAUUCGCUUUCUCAUUAAGAAAUGUCGAACGCUCUCGGGAUCUGAAACUGGUCAUGCUGGGUCAAGAGGGGGUGCCUCAAGUUCUGCACCAUUAUUUCUGCUUGAUGCUUCAAGGGCUGUUGUUCUGCUUGAUAGAUCAACAAAUCAGAGAGGCGAAUCUCUUGAAUUUGCAACGGGCCUUGUGGAAGAUGUUUUGAAUGGAAAAGCAACUUCAGAUUCUCUCUUGCUUGAAAGCCACAGUCAGAGUAACAACAAGGAGGAUGUAAUAUCCAUAAAGGAAUUCAUCCAUCGGCAUUCUGAUGUCUUGAGGGGUAGAGGGGUGGCGAACACCAAUGGUGGCUCAGCUGCUGGUGUUGGCAUGGUUGCUGUUGCUGCAGCUGCCGCAGCUGCUUCAGCGGCAUCUGGCAAAGCAGUUACAGCUCCUGAACUUCCAAGUCUGGAAUCCUGGCUUUCUUCCAGUGAGAUUGUCCUUCAUGGGGUCCUUACGGGAAAACGUGGAUGUAUAGAUGAAAUCGAAGUUUCCAAGAGAAAGCCUAGGCAGCGAAAUAUCAAUUCCCCUCAGGUUGAAGGCAUCGCAUUGAAAGGUGCGGAGCCUGUAGAUGUUGCAGUAUCUUGGUUGGAGAGAGGAAAAGGACUCAACAUGAAGUUUUCAACUUCAUGGUGCCAAAAAGCCCUUCCAUCUGCUAGGGAGAUCUAUUUGAAGGACUUGCCUGCUUGUUAUUCAACUUCUCAGCAUGAAACUCAUUUGGCAAGGGCUUUGCAUGCUUUUCGCUCAAUGGUAAAAGGACCUGCAGUGCAACAUUUUUUGAAGAUGUUAAAGGAUGAAUGCGUAUCAAUCUGGACAUCUGGAAGGCAACUGUGUGAUGCUGUAAGUUUGACUGGAAAACCAUGUGUGCAUCAAAGACACGGUAUUGAGGAAGUUGAUUCCCUUUCAACAGAUGCCAAGCCACAUUCAAGUGGAUAUGUUUUCCUCCAUGCAUGUCCCUGUGGCCGUUCACGGCAAUUACGAGCUGACCCUUUUGACUUCAAAUCUGCCAACAAUGUUAACUGCUCUUCAGAUUGUGAAAAGCUACUCCCUGCACUUCAAUUGCCUGAAAUAAGCAACAGAGAACCUAUUAAUGCGUCCUCAUGGCGUUUGUUACGUCUAGGGAAUUCAAAGUACUAUGAUCCUUCCAAAGGUUUACUGCAGAGUGGCUUCCAUGCCAAUGAAAAAUAUCUUCUGAAAUGGACGAUUUACCUGGAAAAACAGAAGAAGAUUUAUGGUUUACCACCAAAGACAAUUCAACUGGAUGAUACAGUUAGGUCAGACACAGACGUGGUAUCUGAUUCUAAUACAUCCACAGACAUGAAGAGGAACGUUAAUAUGAAAUCAUAUCCGGGACAUGUGCAGCAUGGCAAUGACAAUUCAGAGAAGACUGAUGCUAUCUUUUCUGACAGCAAAACAAUUAGUUUUGGGAGAGGUUUUCCCAAUUUUAUGAUCAAAAGACCUUUUUCUGAGGUAGUUGCUGGAACUGCAGCUGCUGAUUCGGCUUUUCCUCCUCUCCGGCAGAGGAAACAGCCUCCUUUAGUUACAGAAAAGGUGAUUAAGGAAACCAAUCCAGUAGAAAGUGCUCCAGAACAGAUACACACAAAUGUUGACCAUAAUGCAUCAAACAGGUUUCGGGGUAUUUCUGAUCAAAUCGAUUCAAAUAGGAUUGCUUCUAGUAAAUUUCAUGCGGGUAACCCUUUUGUACAGAUAGGUAGCAAUAUUAUACCCGUAAACAUGAGUGCUGAUGAAAAGGUCUCAUCAAGAACAUCCUUGAAGAAUGUUUCAUCUUAUUUUGGGUUUGAGUAUGAGUGUCCGCGUGGCCAUCGUUUUCUGCUGAAUCGAAAGUGUCUUGAUGAACUUGGGUCAUUGUAUUCGCCACCAAAUGAUUCUGACUUUCCUCUGUUGGAUGUGACUUCUGAUUCUAGUCAAUUGGAUGAGAAUGGUGGUAAUAAUAAAGUUCAAUUGGGUUCAGAUGGGAUUGCGUCCACCAGAAAGAAGGUGAGAAAUAUGAACAAAUCAAAAGAGACCCCGGCCAAUGGUAAUUUAGUGCAUAAUCAGUCAACACACUUACCUGGUAAAAGAAAAGAACAUUAUCAGACAACAAGCAGGUUGUCAAGAGCUCCUGAGUUUGUGGAAGACUUGGAAGAACGUCUUCACUCCAUCAGCCUUGAUAAUGGUGGUUGUGCAUCCUCUCUGUUGAAUCGGAAAUUACCUAUAUACAUGAACUGUCCACACUGCAAGUUCUUGAAGAAGAAGGAUACAUCAAAUGUGCAAUUUGCUAGCACUGUAUCGCAGCUCCAGAGGAUUUUUCUGGUCACUCCGCCUUUUCCAGUAAUAUUAGCCAUUGAUCCGGUCAUACAAUUUGAGGCAUCUUGUCUUCCUUUAUCCAUUCCCGACUGUGAACAGAAAUUGAAAUUCAACCUUGGAUGUCGAGUGAUUUUACCACCAGAGAGCUUUCUCGUGCUUAGGCUUCCUUUUAUCUAUGGCAUACAACUUGAGGACCAGUUGCAUCCUCUUAGGCCUUUCGAACAUCAACCUGAGAAAACUGCCUGGAUAAAAGAAUCCACAACUUUGCUGAUUGUGUCCAAGGAAGGCAGCCCUAACGAAGGGGAUUCUGCACUAGAUUGAAUUGACGGAAUCUCUAAAAUGGCUGCUAAAGUGGUUGUCUUCUUGAAAUUGACAGAGGCAACUUGUGCUGAGACCUGCACUUAGGCGUGAUACAUUUGUACCUGGUGAAGACUGCCUAAUUGGUUUUUGCAAUGUCUGAUGAGUUGAUAAAAUUUGAGAAUGCAGACAGUUGCCAGUCUUUACAGGUCCUUGGACCUCUCUGUGGUGGGUGGAUCGGAGGGGUGAAUCUGAAGGAAGCUACAUUGCAUCAGGAUGUUAUCUCCAUCACUUCAGCUUCUCAAGAAAUUGGGGCAAGCACGGAUACUCCGAUCCCAUUUAAGUGGAAGACAGUAAAGCCACCACAGAGCUGUACAGGAGUUGGAUCAAGCUAACAGAGUACAUUUUGGAAUCACUGCUCCUUUCUUUCCUCCGUUUAGAAGAUGCAAUAUUUCAUGCUAAGUGCUCGAAAUGUUUAGCCGCUGUGAUACCUGAGUAUACUUGCUUGCGGAAUCACAAGAACACUUGUCGCUUUCGUUGGCAGAUUUUAGAUGAUGAUGAUAAAU